AUGGUCGCCUUUACUUCUAUCCUCGCCAACGUCGGCGUGGCGGUCCUAUCGCUCGCUAUACUCCCGUCCGUCUCCGCCCUGCCUGCCGACUUUACGCCCAACUAUGACGCCCAAAUCUUCAAGCGUGCAAACCCCAAGGACUUUUACCUCCGCAUCAUGCCCCUCGGCGCGUCCAUCACGGCGGGGAUCCAUGGCCCCAGGACGAUCAGAGCAAGAACGGGUACCGCAAGCAUCUUCGCGACAAACUCCGAUCCGAGGGGUGGAAAGUCAACAUGGUUGGCAACCAGCGACCACGAAGGUGUCAAGGGCGAGCUCGUUAGCCAAGUCGAGAAGCGCGCCAAGCAAUCCAGCCGCGUUUGGCUCCCCAAUGUUGUCCUCAUCAACGCGGGAACAAACGACGCGACCGGUAACGGGAGAGAUGGGAACCCCAUCGUCGGCACGGGGCGUCUCAGGAUGAGGGCCCUCAUCGACAGUGUCUUUGCCGAGGUUCCCAACGCCGUGGUCGUGCUUUCCACCUUGCUCCCCAACCUACGUGACCUCGGGGGCACGCCGGCGCAGCGUAACAUUGACAUCAUCAACGACGAGUACCGGGAGCUCUAUAGGACCUACGUACCCCUCGACAACAACGGAAACGAGGUGUCGCAGCCGACCUUCAAAGUCGUCCUGGCCGACAUGGCCAACUUCAUCACGCCCGGCGAGAUAUGGGACCAGACGCAUCCGAACCCCAGCGGCCAGAGAAAAUGGCGGCCGUGUGGGAUUGGGCCAUCAACUACGCCAAUGAUAAGGCUCGUCAAUCUCGGCGGGGCGCAUAAGGGAGGCGAACUGGACGAGGCCAUCUAUUUCAACACCGACGGCGAGAAGCGAGUGGUGCACAUGUCGGUCAACCAAGGCGAUGGAGACAUGGGCCCCAAGGUCAAGAUUACGAUCCCCGAUAGCUGCAAAAUCCGAGGCAUCCGUUGGGGCGAUGUGAACGGUGAUGGGCUGGAUGACUUUAUCUGCCUCUCGCCGGCGGGUGAGAUGUAUGUCAGCAUCAACAGGGGCGGCAACCCGCCUACAUUUGAGGAUAUCGGAAGGUAUAAAGGCAUUACCGACGGUGCUGACCAAGAUCACAUUCGACUUGGAGAUAUGGAUGGCGACGGCAGGCUCGAUUUUUGUACCCUGCGCGAUAAUGGCGAUCUUCACUGUUACCGGAACGGUGGGUUCGGCGAUCGCGCUGCGUACUGGCAGGAUAUGGGUGUAGACCGCCCCAUCUUCACGGGAAAGAACAAGGGGGACAUAUUUGGCGUGAACCUCGUCGACGUGAAUGGCGAUGGGCGAUACGACUGGACCUGGAUGGACAGACAAGGCGAAGUACACACCUACAUCAAUCAGCGCGGCGUGUCCAAGACCAUGAUCCCAAGCUGGCUGGACGCCGGCAUCACCCAUCUGGGCGUGCAUACCGACAUUGGCGACAAGCGCCAGUAUAUCAAAUGGGGCCGCCUCUUUGGCAGCGGUCGAGCCGACUACAUGUAUCUCAAGAGAAACGGGUGGCCGCUUCCAAAGGGUGACGGCAUCUACUGGGGUGACACGACGGGCUCCGGGUUCGACGACUACAUUUGGAUCUCACCCGAGGGCGAAGUCAGCGUCUUCAUCAACAAGAACACCAAGGAUAACUUUGACAACUACGCCAAGUCGGCGUGGACCAAGACCAUCACCUUCAACACCGGCAUCGACCGCCGCGCGCUGCACGUGGGCGACUGGGACGGCGACGGCAGGGCGGACAUCAUCGCCGUCACGAACCGCGACACGGGUUCUCUCAAGGUGUGGCACAGUCGGUGGGACGGCACCAACUUCAACUGGGACGCGCGGGAUAUUCCCGACAGCGCCAAGUGCAACCAAGGCUGGGGGUCUCUGUACUGGGACCACGGGGCGCACUUUGCCGACAUUUCGGGCUCGGGCCGCGUGGAUUACAUUUGCAUGGAGAAGAACGGUCGGGCCACUGCUUGGCUCCGAGAUGACAAGGGCGCUUGGUAUAAUGCGCGGCAGAUCAAGUCCUCGGAGGACUUGGACCGCGCCAACUUUCAUUUCGCGGACGUUGACGAUAAGUUCACAGGCGACGCUACGGUCUGGUAUAACGGCGGCCAGGUCGCCGAGGCCGACCGCGGGCAGUACAGGGACAGCCUCUUUUUCUGGCCCAAAGCUGGUAUCCUGUACUUUGGCUCCCACCGCGGCUCCAACAUGAACUACCCCAACCUCGGCGGCCAGGGACGCGCGGACCAGGUCGGCAUCAACCCCAUCCUCGGCCACGCCUGGGUAUGGUUCAACAGCUGUCCGGCGGGCGGCGACGACGUCGAGGGUGAGGUUCCCGACCCGGGCCUCCCCGCGUACAACCCCCGAGCGAUACGCCUUCGCUACCGAAUCCCGAUCCGGAGAAUCACUGGUUCUGUUCUCGAAGCGGUGGCAGUUGGACCCCGGAUCUGUGGAAUGAGCACAAUAUUGGCAGAUGGUUUUUCAACGGCUGCAAGCGUCCCUCGUGUGAUUGCCUCAUAUGACGGCUCGACCUUUGACGACGGAUGGAACUGGCCCGGUCCCGGCUGCGUGACUGUCCGAGGCGUGUGCAGCCUCUCCCCAACCGACCUCGUCGACCGAAAAUGCGUCCAGUUCCCCGAACGCGCCUUCACCCUCUUCGCCAUGCGCAACUUUGCCCUCACCAUCCAAAUGUGGUACUCGGCGUUUAGCGACAGCGUCGACACCGCCAGCCUCUUCACCGCCGACAUUGCCAUCAACUUCCUCUGGCGCACCCCGCCCCAAGUCGAGGCCGACCCUUCCGCCUUCCUCACCAUCCUCGCCGGCAUGUUUGCCGGCAUCGGCGCCAUCAUCCCGGCCGCCAAUGUCCCCGCAAACAGCCUCGCGGGGCUCCUGACCAUUGCGGCCGGCGCGGCGGUCCUCACGCCCGGCGAACUCGACCAUGUCGUCCUACUUCAACAGGUUGCUCGCCUCGCUGCCCCCAACCACGACAGGACCCGGGGCACCGAACUUGCCCGCGCUCUCGAGAGCGGCGCCUUCGCCGACCAGGACUUUGGCACGUACGUGCCCGAGAACGCCAAGACGGACAUGCCGUCGCGCAUCCGGGCCUCCAUUAUUGCCGAAGCGUGGAACAGCGGCUCCGUCGUGAUUGCGCGGUGGUCCCGGACCGGGCCAAUGGCCCAAUUCUUUGAUCCAUGCUGCGGGAGGGACGCGGCCAACCGUCGCGGUAUCGAUCAUGCGUGUGCCUGUCAGUUUGGCGACAAUUUUGUUAUCCACACCGGGAUCAAGUCGAGCGACGCCGACACUCUUUACAAGUUCCCCAAAAUCGGCCAGGACGAGCCCACGCUCAAGCAGUACGGCCUAGACCACGCCAUCCUCAUCCGCGCCGCCGAAAACACGCAAAAGUCGACGGGCGUCAUCAUGGGCCGCGAGCUGGCCAACGUGGAAAAGUUCAUCAACGGCGCCAUCGCCAAUCCCACCGGGAGCAUCUUGGACAGUCUGACAUACUUCCCCGUCCCGUACUGCAACCUGGAUGACUUUGACCUUGAUUUCAAAACUUUCCACAACUGCCACGCGGGUCAGAACAACAGGGAAUUCUUUAGGAUCUGCCUUUUACAGCUGAUGUCCCAUUAUUGCCCCCAGACGCCGGGCUGGCCAUAUAAAUCCUGGUCGACUAGUUAA
Molecule: messenger RNA, 3687 nt
Organism: Parascedosporium putredinis
Lineage: Eukaryota; Fungi; Ascomycota; Sordariomycetes; Microascales; Microascaceae
Source: the annotation of a GenBank genome assembly